UGGCAAUUCAGUCUUUCGCUUUUCAGCCAUGUUCUUUUUGCUUCUGACAUUUGCUCGUUCGCGCGUGUCUCUCUAGGUCUAUAAAAUGCAAAACGACGCUGGUGAAUUCGUCGACUUGUACUGCCCGAGGAAGUGCUCGGCCAGCAACCGUCUCAUCCACGCCAAGGACCAUGCGUCCGUACAGCUUGUGAUAGCUGAUGUGGACCCAGCCACCGGCCGUGCCACUGAUUCAAGCAAGAUGUACGUGAUCUGCGGAGCCAUCAGACGUAUGGGAGAGUCGGACGACUGCAUCGUCAGGCUCACCAAGAAAGAUGGCAUUCUGAUUAAGAGCUACUGAUGUGGGAGCGUUACUUUAUAAGGAAAUAAAAAAUAAUUUCAAAAUG
This is a messenger RNA of Danaus plexippus (monarch butterfly), 383 nucleotides long. It is a transcript of the gene RpS21, whose product is annotated as small ribosomal subunit protein eS21. Gene Ontology annotation, biological process: endonucleolytic cleavage in ITS1 to separate SSU-rRNA from 5.8S rRNA and LSU-rRNA from tricistronic rRNA transcript (SSU-rRNA, 5.8S rRNA, LSU-rRNA); translation; endonucleolytic cleavage to generate mature 3'-end of SSU-rRNA from (SSU-rRNA, 5.8S rRNA, LSU-rRNA). Gene Ontology annotation, cellular component: ribosome; cytosolic small ribosomal subunit. The record is from RefSeq and is a predicted model, not a curated record. The coding region runs from base 86 to 337 and encodes 83 amino acids. The transcript has 4 exons. NCBI's taxonomy places the organism in Eukaryota, Metazoa, Arthropoda, Insecta, Lepidoptera, Nymphalidae. Gene Ontology annotation, molecular function: structural constituent of ribosome.